This is a messenger RNA of Carcharodon carcharias (great white shark), 3705 nucleotides long. It is a transcript of the gene cchcr1, whose product is annotated as coiled-coil alpha-helical rod protein 1. Gene Ontology annotation, biological process: protein export from nucleus; cell differentiation. NCBI's taxonomy places the organism in Eukaryota, Metazoa, Chordata, Chondrichthyes, Lamniformes, Lamnidae. The transcript has 17 exons. The record is from RefSeq and is a predicted model, not a curated record. Bases 89 to 2698 code for a protein of 869 amino acids. Gene Ontology annotation, cellular component: centriole.
CGCUUUGGCGGUGAUGAGAAGCGGGAGAGGGAGCAAAGGGAAAGGCAGAAUAUACAGAUCUGCAGGAAAAUAGUGAGCGAGUGGAGCCAUGUCAGACAGGAGGCGACAGGGCCGGGCUCCGGGUAAAGGACUGGAUCCGCCAGCAGCUUUCAGCAGCAGGCAAAGCGGAGUGGAGGGCCUGAUUCCUCCGUCACACUUUGAGGGUCGAUGCCUUGCCCCACCAUCAGUGGGCACAGACCCCUGGGCUGCUCUGUCCAAGGCAACCAAAGAGAUCCUGGAACUGCGGCAAGAAAAUGAACGUCUGAGCGAGAUGCAGAUGGCGUCAAACAGGGACACCUUCAGAGGGCAUGCAGGAAGCGAAUCAGAAAAGAUUUGCAGCAGAGCCAGGUCCUUGGACCAGGAGAUGGCCCUCAAGCGGCCCGGGGAACUGGCUGAGCGGACAGAGAUCAUCGCUGAGCAGACACGGGAAAUCCACCGCUUGACGUUGGAUGCGAAGCUGCUGAGGAGCACAGUGCAGCGGCAGGCGGCCACAAUCGAAGAGAAGGACAGCCUGGAAGCACACCUCGGCGAGCAGCUCGGGGAGCUGAGGGCCGAGCUGCGGGAGCGGAGGCUGGAGGCCGGUCAGCUGCAGCUGCAGUACCAGGCCGAGGUGGAGCAGGCACAGAGCCAGCAGCGGGCAGAAAUCCAGCGCCUGAAGACCCAGUUGGCGUUGGAGCGGGCGUGCUCACGCGAGGAGGUGGAGCAGCUGAGGAGCGAGCUGGAAGAGCUGAGAGAGCGCCACCGGCAAGAGCUGUCUGCCCUGCAAGAGGAGUUGGCCAAGCAAGCUGAAACAAAGAGAAAAGACAGCCAGUUACAGAUUGCCAGGCUACAGGAAGCUCAGUAUCAACGCACAGCAGAGCUGUCACACUCGGCAGAGUCUCAUGACAAAGAGUGCACUGCCCUCCGGGAGACGCUGGCAGAGUUGGAGGAAGAGCUGAGGCGGAGCCGAAAGAAGGGACAGCGGGACGCGGCGUGCUUCAGCGAGAAGCUUGAGGUAGCCGGUCAGGAGCGGGACGCCUUGCAGGAGGAUUUGAGUAAAACAAAGCACGAGUUGGAAUCCCAAAAUUCCUUGAUCCAUCAACUCCGUAUGUACAUAGGACAACUGGUGCCGGACGAGAAGCAGCUGGAGGAAUCCCGACAGGAGAAGGAGGAGCUGAUUAACAGGGUGCAGUAUCUGGAGAAGGAGCGUGAGACACUGAGAGCCACAGCGGAACUCCUGAAUGUACGGCUGAGAUCACUGACUGACAUUCUUGCCAUCCAGGAAAGUGACUGCAGCAGAAAGCCCAAGCUGGAUGCCCAGGAUGGGGACAGUGGGAAGAGGCCACUGCUGGUGACCCGCUGGCGAGAGAAGGUGUUUGCUCUGAUGGUGCAGCUGAAAUCGCAGGAAAUCAGUCACGCCAAUGAUAUCAACCAACUCCAGGUCAAGAUUGCAAACCUGGAGGAGGAGCUCAGGAUGAAAGAUCAGGAACAUGCAGUGCUCCUACACAGCUUAGAAGACAGGACUGCAGAGAUGAACAUGGAGCGAGUGCAAAAGCAGACUUUCCAAGAGGAAUUAGCAGGCGCUCAGAAUGAUACAAUGAGGUUUCGGGGGAAGGCAGACCGAGCUGAGAAUACUCUGUGCCGCCUCAAGGAGGUGGUGAGCAGCUUUUAUCAGAAGUUCUUGGACCAGGAGGCAGAACUGAGGAAGGCCUUGUGUCGUUUGGUGAACCUGGGACAGAGGGUGACCUUUGCCAACAAGCGGAUUGAUACUAUUCACGGGUUAGUCGCUCGGAAGGAUGCUCUCAUACGGCUGCAGCUGCAGGAGAAGAGUGGAGAGGCGGGAUCUGAUUUCAGCGGGCGUUCCUACGAGGAUCUAGAGAAGGAGCUCGAGCUGUUGAAUGGGGAACGAGACCAGUUGGCAGCUGAGUUGAAGCGGAACUCCCAGCUGAUCGAGAAGAAGGUUGCUGAGGCCAGGCUAAAGUUUGACACCGAUUUAAAGGAUCGCCUGGUAGUGAUGGGGCAGUUGGAGGAAGCCUUGGAGGAGAAGUCCCAGUGCGAGCGGAGACUGACUGAGCAACUGAGUGAGUCCCAGAAGCAGCUUGCGGACAGUCAGGAGGCUGAAGAGAGCCUGCGGCUAGAGCUGUGCCGGCAGCAGGAGAAAUAUGAACAAGCUCUGCGCGAGAAGGUAGCGGAGGCAGAGAAGCGCUUGACCGAGCAGCUGUCCGAAAUGGAGAAACGACUCAACGAGGCCAGGAGGGAGCACACCAAGGCUGUCGUUGCCCUCCGUCAAACAGACCGACAGGCAGCACGUGACAAGGAACGAAUGCAAGCCUGUGGAAAAUUACAGGAAGAACAGCACCAGAGGGAAAUCCAACGACUCAGUAAUAAGAUGCGCGAACUGGAGAGGGACAAGAACCUUCUUGUGGCGACACUAAGACAGGAAGGGCUGCUCAGCCAGUUCAAGAAAAGCCGAUCGGUAGCUAUCCACUCCACAGCUGCCCUGCGUGAUGAAGAGGAGCUAGCCAGGCCUUUAUCCCAACCCCAGGCUUCAAAAGCUGGAAGCCAGGCCUACAAUAAAGAUUCCCUUGCUGAGGUUCUCGACGAGCUGCAGGUCUUGAGUGCGGUCGUGAUUGGGGACCAAGAGGAGGGAGACACAAAUGAGGAAGAAGAGAGUGAGUAGGAGGAGAAGAGGGAAGUCCGAGUCACUGGUCUUCCUCUCAGAUCACUGCUGAGCCAAUCCUCAAGUAUAAGGAAUGAAGGCUUCUAAGUUAUCGGAAAAGAGUCAACAAAGCUUAUCCAUCUAACAGACUCUCUGAAACAAUUGUUCUCUCUAUGACAUUGCCCUUUCCAAGCCGUACUACUUUGUAGAUCUCGUCACAGGCUGCUCCUGCAGGCUGCACAGACUCACUCUAUCAUCUAGGGACGAGAGCUGCUUUGUCAGCACACAGCACAGCAAUUAUUUGUUGGCAAUUAUUUAUCUCUUUCUCAUCUUUCCUCAUCCAAGGUACCGAUUCCUCACCACAGUUCCAUGGCACCCUCCAUUACUCAAGUGACCAUCCUUUGUAGGUGAGUCCAGCCGGCGAGUCUCAGCGGGCUAUUCUGCUGUGAGGUGCAGCUGAACCUGCCCUCACCAGGAUGCUCAAAGAUGCUUUCCAGCAGAGUCCCCAGGUCCCCUUCAGCAAUGGGAACUGUGUCUGAUAGCUAUCCCUCCCCACAGUAGUACAAAGGGAACUGAGCCCAUUCAUUACCUCUCAUCGCACUGAGCACAGGCUAUGGACCACACAUAAAACUUGUUUAUCUCAUUACUCUCACCAGACAGCACCCUUUAACUUCUAACCUGAGCUCUUGCUGCUUUAGCAAUACUGGAGAAAGUUUGAAUUUAAAUCAGUUCACCUCUUCAGGCUUCUCAACAUAUCAUCUGCAUUGCAAAUAGCUGAAUUGUCAACAAACUGGUAGAAGUAUAUUGAUUUUCACUUCUGUUUAAGGAAGUGCAAAAAAAAUCAGGGAAUGAACAUUUAACAUUCAUUACCAAAUGUGUUAAUAACUUUCCACCAAGAGCUUUUUUGUAUGGUUGAACUAAAAUGUUCAGUAAUAACCAGUUUUCAGUAGUGCCUGUCUCAGACACAAAUUGUCAAAUUCCUAUGUUAUCAUUGUAAACUGUACAUAGUUUAUAUUUAUUUUUUCAAC